CGACGAGCGUUGGAGACGGGGGUCCAGAUGGGAUCAGCAUGCGGAGGCAGGGACACGACGAAAAACAAAGCAUUCAACGUUGAGUCGCCUCUCGUGCCUGCCUCGUACCCGUGAAGUGCUAUACAUCUUCAUAAACACACGCCGAGCAUCGCCGCCGAAAUACCUGCCUCGACCACCACUAGAGCACCGCAGCGUCACGCCCAUGCUCCUACCCGUACUAGGCGAGUCCAACAAUAUAAUCCAUGACUGGUCCGUCGAUGCCAUACGAGAGCAUCGACGGACAUGCUACAGCCCAGCCAUGCAAUUUGCCUCACGCGCAUGUCCUGCCAUCUACACAGUACCCUCUACCUCUCCAACUGUCAACCCGCCAAACUCGCCGAGAGGCCUCACCAGACAGUCUUCCGUCAUCGUACGUUCGUCGAGUCGUUCAGAGCGAGACAGGCCCUGGCUCGUCUCCACACGCUUGCUGUGCUGGCCACCUCUCCCAUGAAGGAACCGCUCUCGCCCGUUUGCUGCUUCGGCACGACGUGCAUGUCAACAGCACGUUCUGUCCAACCCCGUUGCGUUGCCACUCGUACCACCCUGACCAAUCCCUUGCACCUGCUUUUUUUUUCCUCUUCCAAAGAGGUGCAGACGUUUCAUGUACUACUUACCAUACAGCCUGUCGUGCGUUGGCGCGCGUCCCAUCGCUUGUUCUCGGCAGCGUAACAUGAACCCACAACGCCCUUCCCUCUUGCAAUAUACAUGUGGAGUUUGUCCCUACCUACA
Molecule: messenger RNA, 768 nt
Organism: Dothidotthia symphoricarpi CBS 119687
Lineage: Eukaryota; Fungi; Ascomycota; Dothideomycetes; Pleosporales; Dothidotthiaceae
Exons: 1
Coding region: 243-713 (156 amino acids)
Source: RefSeq, a predicted model, not a curated record